GGCCAGCGGCUUUCUCCGCAUCUCCCCUCAACGAAAGGAGCUCAGACCGACUCUUGCUCCAGCUGUCUCCAGCUGCACGCGGUGGUUAAAUUCCAGCUCCCUCGCUGUCCUUCGUCUCAAUCCCAUCCUUUCUUCGUCGCAAGUCUCCUCUCUCUAUCAAUUCCCAAUUUUCUGAAGCAAAUCACCUUCUCUACACCUCCCUCCACAUAAUCCCUCCAUCACAAUGUCUGCCAGAAGAUUGAAGGUUGGCUGUGCCGGUCUCGGUCGCAUGGGCAAGCGCCAUGCUCUCAACUUCUUGCAGCGCACUCCCCGCGCAGAAUUGGUUGCAGUCAGCACUCCGGACGACAACGAGUUGGAAUGGGGCAAGGUUCACUUAGCCCCGUACGGCGUGAAGCUGUACAAGAACUACGACGACAUGCUGAAGCAUGAGGGCCUGGAAGCGGUGAUCGUUGCAUCCGCUACUGCCGUGCACGCGGAGCAGGCCAUCAAGGCCAUUGAGGCCGAUAAGGACGUUCUGUGCGAGAAGCCCUUGUCUACCAGUGUCGAGAUUUCUCAAUCGGUCCUCGACGCGGCAGCCAAGAAGCCCCAUCUCAAAGUCAUGUGCGGUUUCUCCCGCCGAUUCGACGCCUCCUACCGCGAUGCCCACAGCAAGAUGUCCGCUGGUGCCAUCGGCACAGCGUCAGUGAUGCGCAGCCAGACUUGCGAUAAGCUUGACCCGACGGGCUUCUUCGUGGCCUACGCCGAGUUCUCCGGCGGGAUCUUCGUCGACUGCUCCAUCCAUGAUAUUGACCUGGCACUGUGGUUCUUCGGCCAGGACAGCAAGGUCAAGUCCGUCUCGGCCGUGGGCAUUACAGCCGUGGAGCCCGAUCUCCGCAAGCACAACGACCGCGACAACGCCGUCGGCCUGGUCGAGUUCUACAAUGGCCGCAUCGCCUACUUCUACGCCUCGCGCAUGAUGGCCGCCGGCCAGGAGGACUCCACCGAAGUCAUCGGCACGAAGGGCAAGCUGGCCGUCAACACCCAGCCCGCCAUCAACCUGGUCAACGUCUUCGACGAGACCGGUGUCCGCCGCGAGCUGCCCCAGCACUACUACGAUCGCUUCGAGUACGCCUUCGUCACCGAGGCCAACGAGUUCACUGCCUCCUGCCUCGAGAACACCCCCGUGCCCUUGAAGCUGGAAGGCGCCGUCCAGGCGGUGCGCAUCGGAGCCGCCCUCCAGGAGAGUCUGAUUACCGGCGAAAAGAUCAACUUCGACGAGCAGGGCAACCGGAUCACCGCGGCGAGAUUGUAGACGCAGGGGGGGAAGAGAUCUUGC
Messenger RNA from Aspergillus homomorphus CBS 101889, 1315 nucleotides. RefSeq names its product putative NAD binding Rossmann fold oxidoreductase. Gene Ontology annotation, molecular function: oxidoreductase activity; nucleotide binding. Bases 224 to 1291 code for a protein of 355 amino acids. The transcript is spliced from 2 exons. Gene Ontology annotation, cellular component: cytoplasm. Gene Ontology annotation, biological process: NADPH regeneration. Lineage: Eukaryota; Fungi; Ascomycota; Eurotiomycetes; Eurotiales; Aspergillaceae. The record is from RefSeq and is a predicted model, not a curated record.